UUCAGAUACAGUAUAUGUUUCGUAUAAUCAUUAUAGGAGGAUAAGACAAACUCAUUUUGGAGUAACAGUAACAGAUCACUUUCAGAAGUCUAGCUGCCGUUUCCGGUGAGAACAUUAUAUUUCUCUGACUGAAGGGAUUAUUGAGGUUUUUGGAGAUGGCCAACAUACAAAUUUACCCGACGGAUUCCGCCAACCCUACAGAGUCUGUUAUGGAUCCGCCUGUGGUCUUCACCGCCAACCCUACGGAGUCUGUUAUGGAUCCGCCCACGGUUUACACCGCUAACGAAGUCGCAAAGAACGAUCCACCCCCGUCCUACGACUCUUUGUUUGGGAAGAUUAAACAGGCUGAAGCGGAAUCUAAAGGGAAUGUGGACUUUGGGAAAAAGUGCUGCGCAAUCUGCACAGGUUCAACUCUAUUUACAAUAUUUGUAAGUUUGUUCCUUGGAGUCCCCGUAAGUAUGAUUGUAAUAGGUUCGAUAUACAUGUACGACUGUCGCGCUGAGAGAAUGAUUCCUAUCUUUUUGGUGGUGCAUGGCGUUUUUCUGUGUAUUGAUAUUUUUUAUGGCUUACGGAAAAAAUGUCUGAAAGAAGGCAAGGAAAAAGAUAAGAAAACGAAGAAAGAAAAAUCCAAAGCCAAGAAAGCGGAUGACUGUCUACAGACUCUACUUAAUUUCUUCCUUUUUAUAUGGUUCAUCUGCGGAAACAUAUUUACCUUCAACUUGGAAUGGGUUUCCUCUCCUGUCAUAGCUCCUAACUACUGUCAUCCCACGCUUUACUACUUCACCUACUGGAUCAUCAUGUCGGUGUACAUACUGUUUUGUGCCAUUUUAGCAGUCGUCGUUUUCAUAUUUUGGUUUACCAUCAUCAGCGCAGCAGGAAGUAGGAAACGAAAGGGCAGGAUCAUCACAAUGAAAUAGGCUUUGCAUAACUGAAGAGGGACUACUUUUCAUAUGGUUUCACUUACACUGCUAAAAUGAAGUUCUAAGAACGAGCAUAUGCAUGAUCAAAAAUAUGUCGUAACUUACCAGGUUACCUUCCUAAUGGAAGCUAUGCAAUUUAGAAUUGGUUUUAAAAGGCACAUGUCAUAUUUGAAGUGUUAUAGUUGUGUGACAUCUCACCUCUCACACACCCUCUAGUUGUGUGUUUAGUGACCUAAGUUAAAAAGCUACCAACAUCUGAUCGAUUACCAUUGAGAAGUCAUGUCAUGUACUUUAAACCAUUUCAAGGUCAGAAGGUAGUGAAUCAUCAAAUAUAGAAAUAGGCAUGUCAUCAGUAGAACUAGACGGAGAAGAGCAAACUACAAAAGAUUAUCUUGGUCAGCUUAAUCUCCUCUGAAAUAGGACACAGAGCUUUGGACGUCCACAAAGGAUUGGUGAGCCGAGGGGUAUUGUCAAAUUCUGCAGACUGAGCACCAGUCUAAACAAAUAAACACAAUCUUACCAUGCAGAACAAAUAUAGGCCAUAUUCAUUAACGAAGCCUUGACCACACAAAAGCUCGUACGGAAUAAACUAGUGAACAUUACGUGGACAUGACGGUAACAUUAUCGUCAUAAAGGUGUCUGUAACUGGUGUGAGGUGAGUUCCAGCAGUUCCUACUCCAACUAGGUUGCAAUAUCACAUCUACUCCAGCCUUUAAGGAUAAUGAUGUGUCUGACAAUGAUCAUCCGAUAUUUUUUGAUGGUCGGUUGCGUUCAAACCAAACUUGACGGUUUCAUUAAAUACAUAUACACGUGUAUAACCUAAAUAUAAUAUACAUAUAUGCAUUCCAUAUUUAAUUUCCUAUUUUUUAUAUCUACAACUCAUGCUGUUUUGUAUGACCAUUGAGCCGCAGGCCCUCCGAACGUCUGGGUAUAUUUGAUAUGUAUAAUAGGAACAAGCUUGUGAGUUUUAUUACAGCGUACCCAAUUUCGUCAAUUAGAAAAAAUACUUAAAUAAAGGCAUCAUUGUUAGAGCAUUC
Ostrea edulis (European flat oyster) is the source of this 1957-nucleotide messenger RNA. Its product is annotated as transmembrane protein 272-like. The transcript is spliced from 5 exons. Bases 156 to 917 code for a protein of 253 amino acids. The record is from RefSeq and is a predicted model, not a curated record. NCBI's taxonomy places the organism in Eukaryota, Metazoa, Mollusca, Bivalvia, Ostreida, Ostreidae.